Messenger RNA from Phoenix dactylifera (date palm), 788 nucleotides. RefSeq names its product pathogenesis-related protein PRMS-like. Lineage: Eukaryota; Viridiplantae; Streptophyta; Magnoliopsida; Arecales; Arecaceae. The record is from RefSeq and is a predicted model, not a curated record.
CGCCAUCAAAACCCAUUUCAUAUUCCCUUAGGUAAGUGGCACACAAGCUAGCCAAACGAAUAGAGACAAAUGGCUUCCUGUUCUUGGUCCCCCCGCCUCCUUCCACUCCUCCUGCUACCAAUAUUCAUCCUCUCCAUCUCCACCGCCACCUUUGGCCUUCCUUCAGCAACCAACGGUGCGUCCACAGACAACGCCAGCCUCGAGAGAAUCUCGCCGGCGGCGACCGUGUCCCAGUUCGUGGCAGCCCACAAUGCUGCGAGGCGGCAGGUGGGCGUGCCGCCGCUGUCGUGGGACCCGAAGCUCGCCAAAGUCGCCAAGGCCUACGCGGCCCGGCGCCGCCGGGACUGCCGGCUGGUUCACUCCCCGGGGUUUGCCUACGGGGAGAACAUCUUCUGGGGGGCCGGGCGGCGGUGGAGCACGACGGACGUGGUGGCGGCCUGGGUGGGGGAGAAGCAGUGGUACGACUACAAGACCAAUUCCUGCUCCGGGCCGGACUGCACCCACUACACCCAGGUGGUGUGGCGCACCACGGAGCGGCUCGGGUGCGCCAGGAUCCUGUGCGACACCGGGGACACCUUCGCCGCCUGCGAGUAUCACCCGCCCGGCAACUACGUUGGGGUCCGGCCAUAUUAGAUUAAUUAAUUAUAAUACUCCUCAAGCUGUUUCUUUUCGCUUCUUUCAUCCGUGAAGAUUGUAAAUUGUUCAUUUAAAGCACUGUAAAUUAAGUUAAGUGAAGGAAAAAUCUGUCAUUAAAUUUCAUAAUAAAAAGGCGCACAUUAAAUUUAUUA